Messenger RNA from Dentiscutata erythropus, 134 nucleotides. The record is from the annotation of a GenBank genome assembly. Lineage: Eukaryota; Fungi; Glomeromycota; Glomeromycetes; Diversisporales; Gigasporaceae.
AAGAUGAAAUGGAAAUUGACUUGAAAAGUUUCUUUGAAAAAGCCUAUCAUGGUAGUAUAGAUGUGGAAGACCUACAUGUAAAUACAGAAACAGUAACAUUAGAAGUGGAAAACAAUUUUGAUAAUUUUGAUUAA